Messenger RNA from Cimex lectularius (bed bug), 2020 nucleotides. RefSeq names its product calcium-independent phospholipase A2-gamma-like. Lineage: Eukaryota; Metazoa; Arthropoda; Insecta; Hemiptera; Cimicidae. The transcript is spliced from 9 exons. Bases 331 to 2007 code for a protein of 558 amino acids. The record is from RefSeq and is a predicted model, not a curated record. Gene Ontology annotation, cellular component: membrane. Gene Ontology annotation, biological process: arachidonate metabolic process.
AAGAAGGUCGAGGUUGGUGUCGUUGUUUGUCUAAUUAAAUCAAACGCAACAUUUGUUUUCCACCCAAUUGGCGGUUUGUUGUGUUUAUACUGGGAGUUUGAACAUCACGCCACUGCUAAACUGGUACGGCAGACGUCAUAUGACAGCGGGGUCAGCUGUCAGGUGAUUUCGCCCCCAGUAAUACUCGCCAUCGUUUGACACUUACGUACCUCCACUUACAUAUUCUGUUCUAUCCACUCUAGACUCAAAGGAACCUGACUGUUUUUUGUGUAUUUAUCUCGUCUCAAUUUAGAUAAAUUUAAAGUGUUGUAAGAAAUAACUGAGGAAGAAAUGGCGCCGAUUAUGUCGGUAAUUAAAAAUAUAAUAAAUCAUCCCGGUGAAUCUUUGAAAAAAGUCAAAAUGAUAAUAAUGACAACAAAUUUAAAAAUUGGAAACCAAAAAGGAGCAUUGUUUUACAUCACCAAGAAUCCAGAAAGUCCAGCUAAAGAAUUUAAAACAACCACACAGAAGGAAUCAUCUCAGAAAACCACGGAUAACAAUCAAAUGAAUAUAUCAGAAGAACCGAAAUUUGCAAAAGAAAAUGAACGAUGGUUAAGCCACCUGUAUUACAACCUGGAUAUUCCACAACUAUUUGAAGAUAUUAAACAAAAAAUGUCAUAUAAUAAAUCUACACCCGAAGUUAAAGUCCCUGCUUGGAAAACAACACGCCGCCAAAUAACACAGGAGAAGAUCAAUAGUGAAACAUCAUAUUUACUAUCACUUCUUAUUAAAUCUGAAAGCGCAGGGAGUCGGUUGAAACGACUUGAAAAUUUUCUAAGUCAUUUGAUCACUUAUCCAGAAGCCAAAGAAUAUGCUGUGGAGGAAGGCGUCAUCCCUUCAUUGUUAGAAUUUCAAAAAUUGUCUCGUGAUGCAAGCACUACUCACAUUGUAAGACAGAUACUCGUUACUCUCGGUUAUGUGGAACCGCCAAAAUCCUAUGGUGUAAGGUUACUUUCAAUUGAUGGUGGUGGAAUGAGGGGCAUUGCUGUCAUUAAUAUGCUUGAGAAAUUAGAAGAACUGUCAGGGAGAAAAAUUUUAGAGUUGUUUGAUUUUGUAUGUGGAGUCAGCACUGGUGCCAUUAUCAUAUGCUGCCUACUUCCCCCACACGAGAUGUCUUUAAGUGAAAUAAAAGAUCUGUAUAGGAAUUUAAGUGCACAAGUAUUUACUCAGAGCACUUUGAGAGGGACUAGCAAUCUAGUCUGGAGCCACGGCUAUUACGAUACGGCUGCAUGGGAAAAACUUCUGAAGUGUUACGUUGGAGAGACUAAAUUACUAGAUUCUGCUAAACAUGAAAUUUGUCCAAAGGCUGCUACAAUUUCCACAAUUAUAAACAAGUCGAAAGUUGCACCUUACAUUUUUAGAAACUACGAUUAUCCAUAUAAUAGAAAAUCAGAAUAUGCUGGAAGUAUUAAUCAUACUAUGUUUCAAGCUGUGAGGGCGUCAGCAGCUGCACCUACAAUUUUCGAAGAGUUUAGAAUUGGUGACAUACUUCAUCAGGAUGGAGGAAUGAUAGUGAACAACCCAGCGGCAGUAGCUGUUCACGAAGUAAGAACACUUUGGCCCGAUGAAUCACUCAGUUGCGUUGUGUCUUGUGGGACUGGUAAACUUUUACCGACAAUGUUUCAAGAUGAGAUUAGUGCUGAUGCUAAACAGACUAGCUCUUCAUGGAAGACAAUCUUCAACAAAAUUUUAGAAAGCGCUACAGACACAGAAGCUGUUCAUAACAUGUUGAAUGAUUUACUCCCUGAAGACGUAUACUACAGAAUUAACCCUCAUCUAUCCAGGAAAGUGACAAUGGAUGAUGUCCACGAGACAACGAUUUCGUUACUAGAAGCAGAUACGGAAAUGUAUUACAGAAGGAAUAAAGAGAAAUUUCAAGAGAUUGUCAAGAAGCUUCUCUUACCUAGAUCUAAAGUUCAACUUUGUCAAGAUUAUGUGAUGACAAAGCUUAGAGAAAUAAAGCAUUGAUUUUUUUUCUUCG